Molecule: messenger RNA, 5258 nt
Organism: Trachemys scripta elegans
Lineage: Eukaryota; Metazoa; Chordata; Testudines; Emydidae
Gene: IQCH
Product: IQ motif containing H
Exons: 21
Coding region: 197-3478 (1093 amino acids)
Molecular function (GO): protein binding
Source: RefSeq, a predicted model, not a curated record
CAGCCCGCCUGGGGGGUGCCUAGAAGGCCGAGAGUUCCCGCCCGCGCCAGGCACAUGCAAUGUUCCUCCCCCGGCAGCGGGUGGUACAGUCCGGCCAGCGCGUCCCGUUGCUAGGGCACGGUCACGUGCACCCUGAUGCCCCCCCCGAGCGGUACGCGGGAGCCGUAGCCCCGGGCGCCGAUUAAUCGAAGCUGCCAUGGCCGAUGGAGUCGGGACGGGAGAGGAAGUAGGAGCCAUUUUGGUCCGGGUUCAAGAAGACCUUCACCAGCUUAAGGACAAACUGACAAGUAUCAACCUUGAACAAAAUGGAGAGGGUGUGGAUGUUCAUGUUCUUGAAACAGCCAUUGAAAGAACUGAAAUUGGGCUGAGAAAACAUGCUGAGAAUUAUUUAAAUGCCAUAAAUAGAAGUGUGUUGACUAUUCCCUAUACUGAUGAAAAAGAAAUGUAUUUAGAACAGCCCCCCAAAUGGAGGCUUCCUAUUGGUGCUGCUCAGAAGCAGUUUAUUUUUCCACGGGUGCCUGUUAAACCUCCGACUACGCAGCCGUGUGGCAGAUCAGCACCACGUAUUUCUCCAGGUUCACAGAACAAGCUUGCAAUGAAUGUGAAAAUCAUGUAUGAUCCAGGGGACACCAGUAAUAGAGUUCUUUUAAAACAGAACUACGGAAUCAGUUUGCCACUUAUUAAUAAGAGAAAAUCAGCUCCUGUAUGCACUCAGAAGAUAGUGAAAGGCCCUACAGUUGGUAACCUCUCGGUUUUGCCUGCCUCUCAUCAAAUGGAUUCUCCCUUACCUAUAUUAGAAAGGGAUGCAAGGAAAGGUAUCCUGAAUCUAAUUGAGCGAAGGCUAAUUCCACCAGCAGCAAAGAUUACACUUGAGUCACCUCCUGUUUUACCCAAAGCAGCUCCUCUCCAUGAAUUUCACAAACAGCACAAGAAGCCAGUUGUAGGAGGGAUUGGUAGUAAGGUGGACUUUGCUGGUACAGACAUCUUCAUCUUUCCAGACUCACAAAGAGGUCCCGAUGACUCAUAUUCCUCAAACAAAGGUAGCAUUGCUCCACCUCCGUCUAGCAGCUCCAUGGCUUCAGCUAAGAAAUCAAAGCGAUUAUGGACACAACCAGCUCAAGGGCUGGAGUUGAUAAAUUGCACUUCCCCUCCGCCAAAGAGCCCACAUAUGAUGCCACCUCAGCCCUUACAGAAUACAUUUUUGGAUUAUGAUAUAACUAUUUACAAUGGCACUAUAGAUCAUAAGGCUCCAGAUUUCCUGGCAUUCAAGCAGCACUAUUGUUUAGCCUGGGGAAGUAUUCUUUCUUUCUUGGAAUAUGUUGAGAAGCUUCUCAAGGACUAUGCAGUACCAUUGGCUAUAAUAAAGAGUAAGAAGUUGAUGGAACUCAUAUCGGACUUUGAACUUAACCAGAGGCCAACCAGAGAUGACCUUCUGUCGGUGAUAAAGAACCGGACAACUGUGAAAAGGAUCUUAAAUCAACCUGGCCAGAGAUACAAAGGGCAACAUGGUACUGAAAUGGCUGCCACAAAGAUCCAAGCAACAUGGAGGCGCUAUACGGCCAGAAAAGCCUACAUCCAUUUCAGGCAGCAGCAGUGGGCAUCAGGUGUGAUUGCCAUUUCUUGGCUCUUGCAUAGUCACAUGGCACGUGUAAAAAAGACCCUGAAGGAAUCACGUCAGAGACACCUGGAGAAUUUUUACAUCAGGGCCAAGCAUCUGGCAGCCAACUGGAAUCGCAUCAGGACCUCCAGGAGGACUAUUAUCCAUAUCCCAUCAUUAGGGUAUUCCCAGUGCAUUCGUGAGGCUGCUCCUGAUUUUGCUCUUCAGCAGAAUUUGCAGAUGGGGAGGCUGUGUGACAUACUAGAUGCCAACGUUGACGUCAUCUACAUCUGCCCCCUUCAUCUGAGUGAGGAGUUACUGCAGUAUUACAAUAAACUCCUGGGUCUGCAGGCAGCUGUUAGAUCUGGGAACCCUGAGGACAUGGGUGACCUGCAGGACAGGUUCAAAAUUCUCACCCCUGAAGCUAUAAACAGCUUCCCAGGCCAUCACAUGUGCUUGGCCACUCAGCUGAAGUACAGCCCCAAGACAAUCAAAAGAAUAAAAAAUCUCAUCCAAGGCAAAGAAGCCUACAUCAUUGGUGGACUUCCUCACAAAGAUGAUUUAGCAGUGGCUGACAUAUUAAAUGUGCCCAUAUUGGGCUCUGAGCCAGAAGUAGCUCAUCUCUAUAGAACUAAGUCCGGAAGUAAAAGAAUCUUUGCUAGUGCUUGUGUGCCAAUACCUCCGGGAGAAUAUGACAUCUAUAACCAUCGACAGAUGCUUGAAGUUCUGAGUCAGCUGAUCAUAGAUAACCUGGGAGUGAGACGUUGGUUGUUUAAAGUGGACGAUGAAUUUGGAGGAAACGGCACUGCAUAUUGUGACAUUGCAAGGCACCUGAAAUGCUACCAUUGGGCCCAGAAGGAAUGUCAGAGAUACAACACUGAUAUGUGGAGGAAGAAAUGGGCACACGAGCCAGCUUUGGUGAAGAUCUCCCAGGAGCUCCCGGGCCUUUUAGCACAGCACGCACAGCCAGUCAAUGAGAAACGAUUUCCUACAUGGGAAAAAUUCCUCCAAACAUUUCUUAGUCAAGGCGGUGUGAUAGAAGCCUUUCCACCCUCAGAAAAUGUCACCAACCUUACAGUGGAUAUGCUGAUAGAGCCAAUGGGAGACAUAAGGAUAGUUUCAUCCGGAGAUCAGAUCCAUGCAGAUGGUCCUUUGCAAUCAUCUGGCACCACUGUUCCACAGUGUUCAGUUGAUCCAGCAGUUCUUAAUUCAUUAUGUUUAAAAAUUGGAGAGGCCUGCAAAUCUAGAGGGGUGCUUGGCUACUUCUCAGUUGACCUUGUAACUUUCAUCCACCCGCAAACAAUGGAGCAGCAGGUGUGGGUAACAGACCUUGACCUUUGCUACAGUGACCAGCUGGCCUUCACUCAGAUCAUGUUGUAUGUGACGAAUGGCAAUCUGGAUGGGUGCUCUAGCCGUUUUGAAGUACCACUUACGUGGAAGAAAACAAAAAGUCACAGCGUUCAGAGUGAGGAGGCAGAAACUCCAUCUCCAGUAAGCAGCCGCUAUGCAGUCAUGAGCAGUCAGCUGAGGCACUCCAACCUUUCAGUAAUUUACUAUAGUGUUCUCCUCCAGAUAUGUAAGGCUCAUGGCAUUGGAUUUGAUGUCCAGGAAAAACAAGGAACAAUUUUUAUACUGUACGAAGAUCGCAAGCGGUGCAGAUUGGGAAUGAUAACAAUCGGAGAGGAUCUCCAGGGGGUCCUCAUGACCUUUGCUCACAAUCUCUUCAUCAUCCAUCAAGAAAUAUCAGCACCUAAUAUGCAAGGCGAGACCAAUUUUAAGAGAGCAGUUCAAGAUAUUGAAGCAAUUCUGGGAAUAACAGCAGAAAACAAACUGAAAUUUGAAGAAGAGGAAUCCUCCAAAGAAGAUGCUCCCCAAGAAUAGUUGACUGAAAUUUUAAAACUUUUUCUUUAAGCCUCUAGGAAAAACUUCCUCAUUCUCAGGAAUGCAGGAAAAAAAUAAGUUACGUGUUUUGUUGUCCUUGUCUAUUGUUGAAUGAAUAUUAGCUUAGACUGGAAAUUUUAAUGAUUACUGAGUGAGCUUAAAUUAUUUGUAAAACAGUAACUAAAAUAUCCCUGGUUGUGCAAAGGGAAAUCUUGGUGAAGAACAGAGGAACAAAAUAAAGGUCCAUUUUCUUAUAUCUGUCCGCCAACUUCAUAUUAUGAAUACUGGAGUACAGCUGUAUACAGUGGUCAUACCACUUUCUUAUCUAUAUCACUGCUUAUACAUCCAUACUCUAGCCACCACAUUACACUAGGAGCUUAUGUUCAGUAGGUUAUCCACCAUUACCCCUAAGUCCCUUUCAGAGUUAUUGCUUUCCAAAAUACAGUCCCCCAUCCUGGAAGCAUGACCUGUGUACUUUGUUCCUAGACAUGUGAUCUUGCAGUUGGCUAUUUUGAAAUGCAUGUUGUUCAGGUGGGCCCAGUUUAUCAAGAGAUCCAGGUGGUUCUGUAGCACUGACUUACCUGUAUUGUUGUUUAACACUCCACCAAUUUUUGUUUGAGCUGCAAACUUUACCAGCAGUGAUUUUAUAUUUUCUUCCAGGUCAUAGUAUAAUUAUACUGAGUAGCAUUGGGCCAAGAACUGAUCCUUGUGGAAAAACAUCCCCAUUGGAUGAUGAUUCCCUGUGUACAAUUACUUUUUGAUAUUAAUCAGUUAGCUAGUUUUUAACCAUUUCAAUAUGUUCUAUGUUGAUUUUGUAAUAGUGCUAACGUUUUAAUCAGAAUUCUAUGUGGUAUUAAGUUAAGUGCCAUAUAGCAAUCUACGUAUAUUAUAUCAGCACGGUUACCUUUGUCAACCAAACUUGUAAUCUCAUCAAUAAAAGAUAUCAUGUUUAUUUGCCAAUAUCUAUUUUCCAUAAAACCAUGGUGAUUAUCAUUAAUUAUGUUACCCUCUUUUAAUUCUUUAUUCACUGGAUCCCAUAUCAGCCUUUCAAUGAGUUUGCCUUGGAUCCAUGUCAAGCUAACUGGCCAAUAGUAACCUGUGUCAUCACAUUUAACCUUUUUAAAUAUCACCACCUUCACCUUUUUUCGGUCGUCUAGAAUUCCUCAGCUUUUCAGAUUUGUUAAAAUAUAAUGUUUUCCUCUCUCCGUUUUUGAGGAUUCUUCUACUGCCCCUAUUUGUAAAUUGUGAAAGGAAGGUUUUGAGCACUCAGAAAUGGUUUGUGUCAGUAAUUUAGAUAUAGAUGGUAAAAUCACUUUUUCUUUCCUGUGUUUCGUAGCAUCAGAUUACUUGCCAUUUGCUGUCUUCAGGGCAGGAGGGCAAUGGAAAGGGGAAGACCUGUCUCCCCAACCAAGGCUGUAAUAUUUAUCUUGCUGGCAGAUUAUGCUCUUGCUUUAAAUUACAAUUUAUUUCCUCCUGCAGAUUGAAUGUAUUAUCUCCUGAACAUGCCAAGUCUCUACCAUGCUACGGCUAAAAAAUCUCAAGCAAAUACCAAAGCCAGGGUUUUCCAGUCAGUAAUGCAAUUCACUAUGGAACUACAGUGUACAGGGCCUUUCUUUUUCAAAGACAGGUUUAACUGAAAUACUCAAGUGCCAUUCACGAGCCACAGAUCUGUGAACUCAGUGCAUAAACUUCUGAUCAGCCUCUGUAUUCUCCACAGUAGUUGAAGAAAUAAAAAUAGAAGUGAGAACCUUUAUACGAUAUGUUGAUUUAUUCUUCAAAU